AUGUCUUCCAUUAUCAGUGCCAUUCCCGCUGAAAAGAGAGGUCCUUCGAUCCAUUUACGCACCAAGGGACUACCACCAUCGCUCCAUUCACGCACCAAGGGACUACCACCAUCGCUCCAUUCACGCACCAAGGGACUACCACCAUCGCUCCAUUCACGCACCAAGGGACUACCAACAUCGCUCCAUUCACGCACCAAGGGACUACCAACAUCGCUUCAUUCACGCACCAAGGGACUACCACCAUCGCUUCAUUCACGCACCAAGGGACUACCACCAUCGCUUCAUUCACGCACCAAGGGACUACCACCAUCGCUCCAUUCACGCACCAAGGGACUACCACCGAGUUCUUAG
Messenger RNA from Paraglomus brasilianum, 351 nucleotides. NCBI's taxonomy places the organism in Eukaryota, Fungi, Glomeromycota, Glomeromycetes, Paraglomerales, Paraglomeraceae. The record is from the annotation of a GenBank genome assembly.